Solea solea (common sole) is the source of this 1404-nucleotide messenger RNA. RefSeq lists its product as uncharacterized. Bases 56 to 1084 code for a protein of 342 amino acids. The transcript has 5 exons. NCBI's taxonomy places the organism in Eukaryota, Metazoa, Chordata, Actinopteri, Pleuronectiformes, Soleidae. Gene Ontology annotation, biological process: response to bacterium. The record is from RefSeq and is a predicted model, not a curated record.
AGAGCGUCCUCUAGACAUUGUCUACACUUCAAAUAACCACUGCAAUUCCAACAAAAUGAAACGAGCGGUGUUUGCUCUGUGUGUGGUGUGUGUGCUCUCGGGGAGAAUGGCUGUUUGGACAUCUGCUGAAGUGCCGUCGUCUCUGCGUGUUUUAUCAGUUACUGUUGGCAAAGAGGUAACGCUGAGAUGUAUCAUUGAAGACAGUCCUGCAGCGAUGAUUUACUGGUACAGACAGAAGGUAGGAGAGGAACCGCAGAUGGUGUCAAACUUCUACAAACAUCAAAAGGAGGGCAAGUUGACUGGUGAAUUUGAGAAAAAUCCACGUUUCACUCUGGAAACCUCUGGUAAAAAAAAACAUUUGAAAAUUUCCAAUGUGCAACUUUCAGACACAGCUACUUACUAUUGCGUAAGUGGCUAUUCACUGGUCUUUACGUUUUUGGAGGGCAUCACUGUGAUUGUGGAGGAUUCAAAUUUAAGCGUGCCAGGUCUGGUUUAUCAAUCAGCGUCUAAGAGAAUCCUGCCAGGACAAUCUGUGACUCUCAGAUGUACAGUUCACACAGCUGGAGCCUGUGAUGGAAAGCCCAGAGUUUACUGGUUGAAGAGAGACAAAGAACCUCUCCCUCUCAUUUACACUGAUGAAGUGAGUGAGCAAUGUGAGUCAAACACACAAACACCCAUCUGUGACUACAACUUGCAACUGGAGAGUCUGAAUCUUUCUAAUGCUGGGACCUACUACUGUGCAGUCGUGUCAUGUGGACACAUACUGUUUGGGAAUGGGACUACGGUGGAAAUAGAGGAUGAUGGCCAUUCCCUUGAUUUGAUAUCUGUCCUGAGCGGAGUUUUGGCAUUCACCAGCCUCCUGGUUGUUGUCCUGGCUUGUGCAGCAUACAGAGUCUACAAGACAAAUAGCUCAGACUGGCAAGCAAGACAUGCAGCUGCUGUCACACCAAAUAUGGAGGGUCGCCAAGAUGCAGAUAACCUCCAUUAUGCUGCUUUCAAGGACCCCAAGUGCAGCAGAUUAAGAAGAAGACAAGAUGACAGCGUGAACGAAUGCGUUUACUCAAGUGUAAAGUUGUCAAGCUGAACAUGAUGCACCUCUGUAUGUACUGAAUGUGAAGAAAAUAAAGUGAAAAACAACAACAAUUCAGCCAGUGAGCUGUCGGUGAUGUUUCCACUGUCAUUAAACCUGCCAUGUUGUGUGUCCCUUUGUGUUAUGUGCAAUUACACCAGUGGGAAAGCAAAUGACAUGAUGAUGGCUCUAUUCAGGUCAAGUCAUCAGGACAGUGUGGCCGUGAGGCAGCGAAAUGGAACUCAGCCAACACUCAUUUUGAUUAUUCACACCUGUGCUAUUUUUCUUCUGGUGUAACAUCAAAAUGGCUGCCGUGGAAACUAAGCUAAGUGUUA